Molecule: messenger RNA, 2670 nt
Organism: Acyrthosiphon pisum (pea aphid)
Lineage: Eukaryota; Metazoa; Arthropoda; Insecta; Hemiptera; Aphididae
Gene: Upf3
Product: UPF3 regulator of nonsense mediated mRNA decay
Exons: 6
Coding region: 151-1491 (446 amino acids)
Biological process (GO): positive regulation of translation; nuclear-transcribed mRNA catabolic process, nonsense-mediated decay
Cellular component (GO): nucleolus; cytoplasm
Molecular function (GO): mRNA binding
Source: RefSeq, a predicted model, not a curated record
UUCUAACUGGAUUCAUUGCAUAUUUUAUAAUACGCAACAGUAAUAUUAUAAUAAUAUUUUGUAUUGAAUUACAUCAAUAAUUUCAACAUUGUGAAUUUACUGUACAACAUUAUUCGGUGUAUAUUUCCUUAUCGAAAGAGAUGAUCAAAAAUGAUAAAAGAAAAUACUGAAGUUAUAAAACCACCUGAAAAAGUUGAUGACUUUUUGUUGUCACUAUUUAAGGCAUUGGACAGGCAGAAAUCUAAAGAUGAUCGUAAAAUAGUGGAAAAAAAAGUGGUUGUUCGGAGGUUGCCUCCAACUAUGACUGAAGAAAGAUUUCUCAAUGAAGUGUCUCCUCUGCCUGAAUUCAAUUACAUGUAUUUUAUACCUGGUGAUCUACAUGCAGUACCAUUUCAUCAUUCAAGGGUGUAUAUAAAUUUUCUUAAAGAAGAUGAUAUGUAUAUGUUUACAGACAAAUUUGAUGGCUAUGUAUUUGUUGAUGACACUGGUGACGAGUAUCCAGCUACUGUUGAACUAGCACCUUACCAGAGGAUACCAAAAAAAAAAUUAGAUAAAGAUGCAAAUUGGGGUAAGAUACACGAGAACCCAGUGUUCUUAGAGUUUAAACGUAAUUUUGAACAGAAGACUAUUGAUACCACAUUAAAAACUACACAACACUUUUUUGAAUCCGUUGAGGAUAAAUCUCAAGAACAGGACUUGAGUACACCAUUACUUGAAUAUUUAGCAAAGCAAAAUGAUAAGCAACGUGUACGAGUAAAUCAAAGGGAUGAACGUCGUAAAAAAGUAUUUAUUAGAAAACAGGAAAAAGAGGAUGUUUGGAGAAACAAAAAAGUGGAAAAAGAAAUUUUCAUUAAACCCAAACAAAUUACCAAAAGCAGCAUAAUCAGUAAAAGAGUAAUUGAUGAAAAACCAGUGAGAGAUACAAGCCAAAAAAAAAUCAUUAAAAGUCAUAAAGACGAUACAGGAUAUAUUGUUGAAAAAAACAAAUAUUAUGAUGAAAAUCAUAAAGUUAAGAGUGAAGAAACUAAAGUUGACGAAGUAAAAAAAAUAGAGAUUAAAAUUAAAACAGCCAAGCUGAAUAGUCCACUUAAAUGUUUUGAUAAUGAUUUAAAAGAAGAUAUUAUUUCUAAACCUGAAAAAAUGAAUGUGGAUAUGUCUAAAGAAGAUAAUGAUAUAAAAAAGAAAUCGGAAGCAUUGAAACCUGGACAUUCAGAAAUCAAAACUAGUGUAUCAACUAAACAUAAUAAGUGGCAUGAUGAUAAGGAAACAGUUGAAUCUGGUGAAACUGAAAACUAUAAAAAGCAUCGAUCUGAUACGGAUAAAAGAUUUUCUUACAAUAAACGAAUAGAUAAUCGCCGUCAAGAAUCCAAGACUGAUCGUCGCAUUAGAAAUAAGGAUCGUCCAGCUAUAGAAAUUUAUAGGCCAGGGAUGGGCAGAUUGAGUAAGUUAAAAGCAGAGAAUGAUAGUAUUGAACCAGAAGCUAAUAAGUAACAAUUCAAAAUUUAAAUUAUACUUAACAAAAAAAUAAUGUACAUUCUUCUUGUAUUUGAUUUUUAAGCUAUUUCUCUAUAAUUUUCAUAUAACUAAAUUUUGUAACAUGCAUUUUUUAGUAAUAUUAAAGAUUAAAUAUAUAUGAAUCAUGGUAAAUCAUAUUCUGUUUGUUUUAUUAACUAAAGAGUAACGGGUAUUAUAUUUAGAGGCAUUGGAACAAGGAAUGGAUGUGUAAGUUAUAACAUAAAUCCCACAUUCCCACCUAGUGUUUUAGAAAAUUUACUUAUUAUGAAUAAGUAGUUUUAAUUGUACAACAAUACAUUUUCAAUUAUUCAAAUCAUUGAUUUUAUGACAUUACAAAAUAUUUAUGUUGAGGAUAUUUGUUGUUUGGUUGUUGUGAGUUGUGACUGAUUUGUUGUAGAAUAUAGAAUUUUUUUUUUUUUCAUCAUGUUUGUGGUAUUUGGUAAUAAUAUAAUACUGUGCCAUAUUUCAAUAUUGUUUUAUAUUUAAUUGAACAGAAUUGUAACAAAAUUACUUUUUAAAAGUAAUUUCUAUGUUAUUGUGUUAUUUUCCACGUGAUUUAAUCAAGUUACGAAUGUAUGACAAAACCUAGGUGCUAGAAUAUUCGAGUAAAAUUAAAAAUCAAUAAAAUUUAUUUACGAUUUUAAAAGUUCUAAAUAAUAAUCAACAAUAUUAUUUAAGGUCCCAGGUAUUAAUACUUAUACAGUUACUCAUUUUGUUCAUGUAUAACAUUAAGUCAUUACUCAUUAAUGUUAUCAAUGUUGUACUUAUACUCAUAGGCGCAAAUAGGGGGGGGGGCUUAGGGGUAUUAGCACCCCCAAUUUUAAAAUUAGCCCCCUCUAAUAGUUUAUGUGUACUUCUCCUUACAACUACAAAAAAAACCAAAAACAGUUUAUCAUCAGACAUGAGGGUAUCAGAGUAUAAUGAAUGAAACAAUGAACUCAACAAUUGUCAUUUUUUCAAAUUCAAAUCUAUUUAGAACAUUAAUCAUUAUUUUCCAAUGUCUCUACUAAACCCGGUCGUGGUGGUCAGUUAUAUUAUUAUCAGUUGUCAAGAUCAUCAGCGACUCAGCACUAUGUAUUAUAUAGUAUUAUAUAGUAUAAUAUCCCAUACAGGUUGUAAUAAAUAGAACUGACUUUUGAAAUAACUUUUGUUCGA